AUGCCAGGGUGGCAAGGACAGGAUAACGUGUUAAAUGUAAGAAACCUGGAGGGUAAAUCAACAACAACUCAAUUAUACUUACCAACAGAUGAAAUCAGUCGAACCCAGUCCUAUACAAUUCAACAAGGCCAACCAGAACCAACAAAAACGUGUAAAUGUGGGAAAUGCGUUAUUUUUAUCCUCUUGAUCCUCAUAAUUGGUAUAGCAGUUGGAAUCUACUUUGCAGUGGUAUCGUCUGGAACGGAGGGACAACAAGCUGUGAACAAAGCGAGUACUUUGUCAAAGUCAUCAAAUGACACGUAUUCGGACGAAAUGUCAAACGACCAUCCAAAGAUGAAACCUACAACAGUGAAGGACACGGUGUCCACAACGGAGUCAAUACCAACACAAUUUUCUGACGUCAUUUCAACAGCUGACCAUUCUGAAUUAUUACCUAUUCCUACAAUUACUGGUCAAGAUAUUAUACUGAGAAGUGUGGGAAACAUUGGACAGAACAACACUGAUGAUCCUCUGUUUUCAACCGACCCGCUUUGCAGAAAUCAGGACAACGCGGCGAUGUUCGUCUUCAAGUGUUUCAAUCCUCAUGAAUUUGGAAGUUUUCCAGAUAACGAUACUGUGAAAUGCUUGUACUUGCGACAGGUAGGAACUUGUUUGGAACUUUUGGUGGAAGAACGAUAUCGUGUUACGUGUAAUGAACUGGACCAGCUCUACGUAUUCAAAUCCAGUGCUGACCUCAUCAAGAAGAGUGUAAAGUUUGACGUCAUUGUCCAAUGCCCAGAAUGGUGGGAUUACUACAACGACGCUUUGAACAACACCACCGAUACUGUGAAUCACACCUUAUCAUGA
Messenger RNA from Ylistrum balloti, 846 nucleotides. RefSeq lists its product as uncharacterized. The transcript is spliced from 8 exons. The record is from RefSeq and is a predicted model, not a curated record. Bases 1 to 846 code for a protein of 281 amino acids. NCBI's taxonomy places the organism in Eukaryota, Metazoa, Mollusca, Bivalvia, Pectinida, Pectinidae.